Pararge aegeria (speckled wood butterfly) is the source of this 1547-nucleotide messenger RNA. RefSeq names its product transmembrane protein 231. Bases 169 to 1095 code for a protein of 308 amino acids. Lineage: Eukaryota; Metazoa; Arthropoda; Insecta; Lepidoptera; Nymphalidae. Gene Ontology annotation, biological process: cilium assembly; regulation of protein localization. The transcript has 5 exons. The record is from RefSeq and is a predicted model, not a curated record. Gene Ontology annotation, cellular component: ciliary transition zone; ciliary membrane.
UCGUCUUGUUGUUUGUAUUGAUUGUCAAAAUCAUUGAAUUUCUAAGUUUCGAGAAAUAAAAGACACAUGAUUUCAAAUAAUAGAAUCAUUGCAGUGAUUGAAUAUUUAAUAACAAUAUAAUAUGGCGAUUCUGUAAAUGAAAAAUGCCAUGUGGUAAUAAACUUACAAAUGGCAUUGUACAAAACCUUCAGUUAUAGCGUCGAAGUUCAGUACAAAAGUAGAUUAUUAUCGAAAGCGACAUUGUUCACAUUAUCAACAACAUUAUUAACCAUCAUCCUACCUUUUAUCGUAGCAUAUAGAAGUAGAGGAUUUUGGUUAAAAUCGUCGUACUUCUAUGAACACCCAUUAGUGCACACAACAUAUGAUUACUUACUUAUAGCAGAGACUGAUGACCCUGGUGUUAAUAUUAUAUGUGGAGAUACAUCAGCCUUAGAUGGUGACAGAGCUGGAGAUGAAGAAAAUUGUGUAGAAGUACAAAUUCAAGAAGAUGAUAUGAAUCAGGAUGGAAAGAAUGAUGUUCUAAAAUUUCACGCUCAUCUGAUUGUUCCAAAAAAUAGAAUGAUAAGUUCCAUUAUUUUAAUAUUAGGUAUUGACUUCAAAAUAUGUAAUGUCUGCCCUCUGCAAAUGCAAAGUCUGGCAGUGGUAACCAAGGAAUUCAAUGGUCAGCCAAAUGCAUUCAAAAGCUAUGGACAGUUACAGAUACGUCAAAUGAAGCAUUUGUCAUGCUUGCAAAAUAUUUUGGACACAUCAUAUAACUCCUCUCUUUUUAAUCAUGAGGGUUACAGUACCAAAAAUAUAGUUGACUUUAUUUUAGAAGAAUACCUAAGAAGAGAAGUUACAACAUUAGUCAAUCCAACCUAUUCCAGAACUCAAAAUGGCCGAACUGGUACCAUGGAUCUAAAUAUUAUUCUACAAAUCUCAGAAAUGGAAUUUCGAUAUACUCCAAGUCUUUUACAAGAACUGAAAUGGGCAUGGCCACAAUACCUGUCACUUCUAUUAAUCAUUUAUUGGUUAUUUGAAAGAAUAAGAAAAUUUGUCUUCAGCAAUCGCCUGUUGAUGGCUUGGGAGAUAAUUCCUUGGAGAAAGAGAGAUUAGUGAGUUUUAUUUGAAAUGAAUAUUAAUGAACUUUUCAUUAGUUACACUAAUAUUCUAUUUUACUUUUACUACCAUGAAUUGAAUGAAAUGUUUUAAGACACAAAUAUGACUACAUGUAUCAAAAUCGACACACAGAAAUAAAAUACAGCCUUUGAUUACUCAUAACAGCUGUUAAUAGCCUAAGAUAUUGAAACACUGAUAUUAUUUCUUAAAUACUAAAAUCUAUUAAUAUGUAUAUGUUGUAAAUAUCACAUAUUGGCUUAUAUAGCCAAACAAAGAAGUGUCGCUUAGACUGUAUUUGAACCAUAUCUCAAGACGAACAGGCCAUUAAAAAUUGUUUUUAUGGAAUUUGUUUGAUAUUUGUGAGAACAAGUUAUUAAUACACCAAUAAUUUAUUAUUUGUAUCUGCUAUACUAGCAUAUGUAUAUGAAAACUGAGGAUUAGUACAUUAA